AUGAGCGCCUCGCAGUUCUUCCUGCCCAACCCGGCGGUGGGCGACCGCAAUGGCGUCGAGGACUGGCGCAUCCGUGGCAUGACGCCUCUCACCCCGCCCGACCUCCUCCAGCACGAGAUCCGCCAGACACAAAAGAGCAAAGACACCGUCAUUCAAGGCCGGAAUGAGUCGGUCGAGGUGGUGCACGGCACCGACAAGAACCGCAGACUUCUGGUUGUCGUUGGACCAUGCUCCAUUCACGACCCAGCAAUGGCUCUCGAGUACUGCGACAGACUGCUCAAGCUCAAGAAACAGUACGAGCGCGACCUGCUGAUUGUCAUGAGAAGCUACCUGGAGAAGCCAAGAACCACGAUUGGCUGGAAGGGUCUGGUGAACGACCCAGAUAUCGACAACUCCUUCAACAUCAACAAAGGCUUGCGUACUGCGAGGCAGAUGUUCUUGGAUCUGACCACCAAGGGCAUGCCAUUGGCAAGCGAAAUGCUCGACACCAUCUCUCCCCAGUUCACCGCAGACCUGCUUUCUGUCGGCGCCGUAGGUGCUCGAACCACCGAGUCUCAGCCACAUCGUGAGCUUGCAUCUGGUCUCUCCUUCCCGGUCGGCUUCAAGAACGGCACAGAUGGCUCGCUUGGUGUCGCCAUUGACGCGAUCGGCGCGGUGAAGCAUCCCCAUCACUUUCUUUCCGUUACCAAGCCCGGAAAUGUAGCCGUGGUUGGUACUGUCGGCAACGACGAUUGCUUCGUCAUUCUCCGUGGGGGUACCAAGGGUACGAACUACGAUGCGAAGAGCAUUGCCGAGGCAAAAGAGGCGCUUCUCAAGAAAGGUCUCAGGCCUUCGCUCAUGGUUGACUGUUCGCAUGGCAAUUCGAACAAGAACCACAAGAACCAACCAAAGGUCGCACAUGACCUUGCUGAGCAGAUCAGGAAUGGCGAGACCGCAAUCAUGGGUGUCAUGAUUGAGAGCAAUAUCAACGAGGGCAACCAGAAGGUGCCAGCUGAAGGCAAAGCUGGUCUGAAGUACGGCGUCUCAAUCACUGACGCUUGCAUCCACUGGGAGGACACUGAGCUGGUGCUCAAGGAGUUGGCCGAAGCCGUUGCUGAGCGUAGACAGAAGCUGGGUCCGGUCGAGACAGACGCUGCUGUCACGAAUGGUGUCAAUGGUCAUGCAUAGAAAGCUUGGCGGUUGCCAUCUCAUUGCAUUUGGCGAGGCGUUCGGCACGGAAAAGGUACGCACGAUGCAUUCUGUAGAGCUUAGAUGAGUUGACUCGUGCGAAAAAAGUGCGUUUGGACUGCCCAUGUCUCC
Molecule: messenger RNA, 1299 nt
Organism: Pseudocercospora fijiensis CIRAD86
Lineage: Eukaryota; Fungi; Ascomycota; Dothideomycetes; Mycosphaerellales; Mycosphaerellaceae
Exons: 1
Coding region: 1-1167 (388 amino acids)
Biological process (GO): aromatic amino acid biosynthetic process
Cellular component (GO): cytoplasm
Molecular function (GO): 3-deoxy-7-phosphoheptulonate synthase activity
Source: RefSeq, a predicted model, not a curated record